CCACAGGCCAAGCACUCAUGAGCGCGCGUGCUUUAGCUGCUGUCGGUGUGAAAGAGAACGCAAUCUCUCUCAACUCUUCGACUCCCCCCGCAUCCAAACAUCCCAAAUCUACAUAUGAUGAUGUCUAAUUUACAUGAUUUGAAUCUUUGCUUCUCUCUCCCACAAUAACAGAAUUUUUGGUCCAUUAUUAAUUGCCAGAUCUCUGUCUCUUUCUCUCUCUCUCUCUCCCUUCCCUUCUUCCGAGCUCAAGAUCCUCUUCCGCUCACAUGAUGAACAGUAGGUUGUAAGCCAUUCGAGUAAUAACACCACCUGAAGGUCACUUCCUCCGAGAAAAUAAUGCCAUCAACAUCUCCACCGGCAAGUAGUAAUAAACCCAAAUCAAAGUGAAGCUCAUGGGAGCGAACCACUCCCCGUUCGUCACUCUCCUCGUCUUCCUUGCUUUUCUUACAGUUGCGGCGGCAGCUCGGGCGGAGCCGCCGUUCGUUGGCGUGAACAUUGGCACGGACGUGUCUAACCUGCUGCCGCCGGCUGACCUCGCUGCUUUCAUCAAGGCGCAGCAGAUCAAGCACGUCCGCCUCUACGACGCAGACCCGGCCAUUCUCUCCGCCCUCGCCGGCGCUGGCGUCUCUGUGGCCGUUGGUGUGCCCAACAACCAGCUCCUCGCCUUGGGCUCCUCCCCGGCCACCGCGGCCGCCUGGGUCGCCCGCCGUGUGCUGCCCUUCCAUCCGGACACUCCCAUCUCGGCCGUGGCCGUUGGCGACGAGGUCCCCGCCGCGCUGCCGUCAGCCCUCCCUCUCCUCCUCCAGGCCCUCCGGUUCAUCUCUUCCGCCCUCUCCGCCGCCAACCUCUCCUCCAUCCCGGUCUCCACCCCGCUUCCCUUCGCUGUCAUCCUCGACCCCUUCCCGCCCUCCCAGGCCUACUUCAACCAGUCCCUGGCCAACGCCUUCCUCCUUCCCCUCCUCCGCUUCCUCGCCGACACCGCCGCCCCGCUCAUGCUCAACUUGUACCCCUACUACGCCUUCAUGCAGGGCCACGGCGCCGUCCCCCUAGACAACGCCCUCUUCAAGCCCCUCCCCCCCGCCCUCGAGGAGGUCGACCCCAACACCCUCCUCCACUACUCCAACGUGCUCGAUGCCAUGGUCGACGCCGCCUACGUAGCCAUGCGCAACCUCAACGUCACCACGGUGCCCGUGCUCAUUACCGAGACCGGGUGGCCCGCCAACGGCUCCCGCCGGGACGAGCCUUACGCCACCCGGGAGCUCGCCAGCACUUACAACUCUAACCUCAUCCGCCACGUGCUCGACCGGGCCGGAACGCCGCUGCACCCCGAGGCCACCCCCAGCGUCUACAUCUACGAGUUGUUCGACGAGGACCUGCGCCCGGGGCCGGCGUCGGAGGCCAGCUGGGGCCUCUUCCACGGGAACGGGACCCCAGCAUACCUGCUGCGCGUUGCCGGUACCGGGGGGUUACUGGCCAACGACACCACGGACCGGACGUACUGCGUGGCGGCGGAGGUGACGGACCGGCGGACGCUGCAGGCGGCGCUGGACUGGGCGUGCGGCCCGGGGCUGGCCAACUGCUCGGAGAUACAGCCGGGGCAGAGCUGCUACGCGCCCAACAACUUGAGGAGUCACGCCUCUUAUGCCUUCGACAGCUACUACCAGAAGGAGGGCAAGGCCGCGGGCUCCUGCUACUUCCAGGGCGUCGCCAUGGUUACCACCACUGAUCCAAGUCAUGGGGAUUGCAUCUUCCCUGGAAGCAAGCGGAUGAAUGUUACAGUAGCAGGAAUGAGUGUCAUCCAAACAAGCAAGGCUGGUGCACCCUUCACACUGAGACUGAGAACAGGAAUAGCUCAUGACCAAAUGACCCCCAUGAUCUUAAACAUCUUGGUAGCUUCCAUCCUGUCAUGGAGCAUUUGGUCUUGAUGUAAUACUCAACAAAACUUCCAAGAGAGUCGAAUUCUCGUUUGCGAUUUCGUAAAAGCCAUGAAUCACAUUUCCUUCAUUCCUUCUGUAAUAUUUGUUCUUUUGUAACAAAAUUUUGUUGUUGUUCUAUUGUUUCUAAUCCAUUCUAUUCUCUGGUGCUUCUGUGGAAUCAAAUCAAACAAAGUUAUGUUUGAGAUGCUAUUUAUCAGAUUGCAAAGAACAACUCGAGCUGGUUUUCUAUCUGCUUGGUCAGAGCACUU
Musa acuminata subsp. malaccensis (wild Malaysian banana) is the source of this 2185-nucleotide messenger RNA. Its product is annotated as glucan endo-1,3-beta-glucosidase 1-like. Gene Ontology annotation, cellular component: plasma membrane. Lineage: Eukaryota; Viridiplantae; Streptophyta; Magnoliopsida; Zingiberales; Musaceae. Gene Ontology annotation, molecular function: hydrolase activity, hydrolyzing O-glycosyl compounds. The record is from RefSeq and is a predicted model, not a curated record. Gene Ontology annotation, biological process: carbohydrate metabolic process.